Molecule: messenger RNA, 1907 nt
Organism: Nomia melanderi (Alkali bee)
Lineage: Eukaryota; Metazoa; Arthropoda; Insecta; Hymenoptera; Halictidae
Product: pyrimidine-specific ribonucleoside hydrolase RihA-like
Molecular function (GO): hydrolase activity, hydrolyzing N-glycosyl compounds
Source: RefSeq, a predicted model, not a curated record
ACACAGAUAUCGAUCUAUUCCCGCAAGUUUCCGAAUAUAUAACAAAUAAUUUUGCUAAAUUACUACAAAUCUCAAAAUAUCCAAUGAAUGAAUUAAUGUAGCAUUUCACUUACCUCGUUACACUCCUUGAACGUCGAUACAUAUUCCUAUACGUCUAUUGCGAUAAAAAUUUGAACUCAAACAUUGCAAAGGAAAAUCAGUUACAAAGAUAUGUUAUUUAGCAUUUUACUUUUUCUAUAGAAUUCCGAUCAAUCUAAUUGUCUUAUAAAUUAUGAAUCGUUAGAUGUAUACAAUAAACAAACUUAACACGAUUAAUAUUUAUCUUUUUGAGAAAUAUCCGUGACCGUACAAACGAAAUAAUUAUCAUUCUUAUACUAUCAAACGCGUGAUUGAUAACAGCAAUCUUUUAUUAUGGAUUUUAUUAUCUUACUGAAGAAUUAUGUUUAUCUUAUUAAACGAUUACACUUCGUCCAUCUUUGAUGUAUCUUUAGUUUAGUGUACUAUUUUCAACCAGUUAGAUAUUUCUUAUAUCUAGAUUAUUCUAGAUUUAAUUGGCUACAUAUCUAGUCAAAUAGAAAUUAUAUUAUAAGAGAACAGUUCAAAUAGUUCCAAUCAAAAUGACAGAAAACUGUUUUAUUAUUGAUUGUGAUGCUGGUAUAGAUGAUGCAUUAGCACUAAUAAUACUUAUUACUGCUCAUAAGAAAAAAGAAAUUCAAAUCAAAGCAAUUACUUGUGUUAAUGGAAACACUACAGUAGAGAAUGUAGUUAAAAAUGUGUUUAGGACAUUAAAUGUUUGUGAGGCAACAGACAUACCAGUUUUUCAAGGAGCACACGAACCCAUACUUAUUACAUGGCAUACUGAAGAAGCAGUGAAAGACCAGUACCAUGGUAGUGAUGGUUUUGGAGAUGUAUAUAAUGAUGAAGUAGAUACAAAUAAAUUGCAAACAGAACAUGCUGUGUGUGCUAUGCAUAGAAUUAUGUCAGAGAACCCAAAUCAAAUUAGUCUUGUAUGUUUGGGUCCUCUAACAAAUGUAGCAUUAGCUAUAAAAAUGUAUCCACAAUUUCUUAACCAUAUAAAGGAUUUUUACAUCAUGGGAGGAAAUGUAACGGCACAGGGUAAUAUUACACCGCAAGCAGAAUUUAACUUUUAUAUGGAUCCAGAAAGUGUCCAUAUAGUAUUUAACAAUAACAAGAAACCUUUAUGGUUAUUACCAUGGGAAACAUGUUUGAAGUCUUGUAUUCCACAUGACUGGAGAAAAAAUGUACUAGGUCAAAUAGAUACACCCUGCAUGAAACUCAUGAAUGACAUUGAAGAAGGAUGUAAAAGGAAAAUGAAAAAACAUUUUCCUACAUACAUUAUGUGUGAUGCAAUUUUAGCUGGAAUUUUGUUAAAACCAGAAAUUGCCAAAAAUGUUGUAGAAUAUCAUGCUGAUAUUGAAUUAAAUGGUAAUAGAACAAGAGGUCAAGUAGUACUUGAUCAUUUAUUGACAAACAAGCCCAAUGUGUUUUUAAUUCAACAGUUUGAUUCAGAAAUAUUUAAAGAUCUAUUAAUAUCUUCUGUUAAUGCAUAAUGUAAUCAUUGAAACAAUGAUAACAUAAUAUAAAUAAUAAUAUAACUGUACAUAAAUGUAUGUUUACAUAUUCUUUUUCAUGUGUGCUCUAUAAUACAUUACAAUAAGAGCAAUUCUAUAUGCUACUGAAUUACCUCCAAUAGGAAUGUUUAAUUCUUAAACAUUGCAACAAUAUAUUACAUUGUACCAAGGAAUAUGUACGACUGUAAUACAUCUAACUGUCUCGUUAUAAAAUAUAUUUACAUUAGACAAUCUGCAAAAAAAUAUACAUAAUAGUUAUUUACAACUUACAAUACUUUAUACCGCUAAAAAAAACGUAAAUAAUGCAUAAUUUAU